AUGCAUGUCCUCAGCUUCUAUCUCACUGCUCUCUUAGCAGUUGGAGUCUCUGCAUCUCCUACCCUGGAAAAACGCGCAAUAACUUGUCUCACGGUCGGCUCCACGGCAACAGCAACAUGGACUAACGCCGCCGGCCGGACAUGUUGCUGGACUGGCAUCGUAGGCAGCAACUUUGGCGUAAACAGCGUAAACGGUGGAGAGUACAGCUGUAAUGGCCGCUGCGGAGCAGGCUGCUCAGGCUUCGCACUUGGCAACGCAUAUACACAAGAUUGCUUUUCGCAUGAUGUGUGUUCGUGGUUUAACAAUGCUAGUGGUGGUGCGAGUGAUCCAAACUGUGGUGCUGCGUAUAAUGCGGCGGUUGAUGAUACGCUUGGUGGUGCGGCGGCGGGCUGUGGACGGACGAAUCCGUCGAAUCCUGCUGUGAGACCAAGCACGCAGCCGACGUGCUCGUAG
Messenger RNA from Exserohilum turcica Et28A, 453 nucleotides. RefSeq lists its product as uncharacterized. The transcript is spliced from 3 exons. Lineage: Eukaryota; Fungi; Ascomycota; Dothideomycetes; Pleosporales; Pleosporaceae. The record is from RefSeq and is a predicted model, not a curated record. The coding region runs from base 1 to 453 and encodes 150 amino acids.